Messenger RNA from Halteromyces radiatus, 963 nucleotides. RefSeq lists its product as uncharacterized. Lineage: Eukaryota; Fungi; Mucoromycota; Mucoromycetes; Mucorales; Cunninghamellaceae. The transcript has 3 exons. The annotation marks the transcript as partial. The record is from RefSeq and is a predicted model, not a curated record.
AUAUGCGUGAUUUCCGGAACAAAGAAGCCUGGCAACCUUCAUACGUUUUUGACACCAAUUUACAAGGAACUCGAUCUUCUAUCCAGACUUGGCAUCAAGGUUCAGACCAGUGAUAGUCUCGUUAUUCACUACAAAGUCCAUCUCAUGACAUUCUUAGGCGAUAUCCCUGCUAUUGCGGAUACCAUGAAUCACUCAGGACAUACGUCAAAAUCUGGUUGUCGUAGUUGUGUUAUGAAAGGAUCAAGCUUCGAAGGAUAUGGUAUCUACUUUCCUGGUCGUUCAUCACACUAUUCUCUGCGUACUGUCAAUGACUUCCGUCAACCUCAGCUCUAUGUAACAUUUCUCAACACUUUCGAAGGGCCGAGUUUCUUUGGUUUGGAAGAAAUGCAUCUUUUGGGUCAUGGUCUGACGAAACAAUUGAAAGAUCUUUUUGGUUCACCUAAUGUCAAUGAAAUGAUUCCAGACAGAAACGUUGCUGGUGGCGCAUGGAAAACGUUCCCCUUCUUCCUUGAUGGUAUCAAGCUCGUUAAUGUUGGCGAAGCUAUGCUCUCUUCCAGGUGCAAUAUACCUUCUGAAGUUUUUGGAGGCAACUGGGACGACAUUUUUGCAAGAAAAGGACGUGCAGUGGAUUGGAUGGAUUUCUUGCUUUUUGUGGUGCCAACGCUCAUUCUCCCUCAUAUGCUGGACAAAAAGGCUCAAGAAGUUAUGCACGACAUGUUGUUGGCCUGUCAUCUAUGUUUGCGGUGGGAAAUCCGACCUUACGACUUGUCAUUUAUAAGACGAUCCAUGGACAGAUUCCAGAAUUGUUUGAAUAUUGCAAUGACCAAGAAGGCGAUCAAGAGGAAGGUAUUUACUAUUACGAUGCACUACUUGGGACAUAUAUGGUAUAUCGUUCAACAUCUUGGGCCUAUGAACGUAUACUCCUGCAGGUCUAUGGAAAGAACAAGAAAAGACAGAAGAUAG